GUCACCAUGUCCCUGGCGGCCUCGGCGGGCCGGGGCCCGGGGGCCGUGUGGUCCCCGACCCACGUGCAGGUCACGGUGCUUCAGGCACGAGGUCUGCGGGCCAAGGGCCCCGGGGGCACGAGCGACGCGUACGCGGUGAUCCAGGUGGGCAAGGAGAAGUACGCCACGUCGGUGUCCGAGCGCAGCCUGGGCGCACCCGUGUGGCGCGAGGAGGCCACCUUCGAGCUGCCGCCGCUGCUGGCUUCCGGAGCGGCGCCCGCGGCCGCCGCCACCCUGCAGCUCACCGUGCUGCACCGCGCGCUGCUCGGCCUCGACAAGUUCCUGGGCCGCGCCGAGGUGGACCUGCGGGAGCUGCACCGGGACCAGGGCCGCCGCAAGACGCAGUGGUACCGCUUGAGAUCCAAGCCUGGCAAGCAGGACAAGGAGCGAGGGGAGAUCGAGGUGGACAUCCAGUUCAUGAGGAACAGCAUGACGGCCAGCAUGUUCGACCUGUCCGUGAAGGACAAGUCUCGGAACCCAUUCGGGAAGCUCAAGGACAAGAUCAAAGGCAAGAGCAAGGACAGCGCCUCUGACACUGCCUCGGCCAUCAUCCCCAGCACGAUGGUCUCCGCGGACAGCGACGACGAGGCUCCUUCCAAAGACAAGAAGAAGAAGUCCAAGAUCAAGACCUUGUUUUCCAAGUCGAACCUGCAGAAGACGCCGCUCUCCCAGUCCAUGUCUGUCCUGCCGACCUCGAAGCCGGACAAGGUGCUGCUGCGCCCCGGGGAUUUCCAGUCCCGCUGGGGCGAUGACGAUGAGGACGAGCCCUCCUCUGCCACUGAUGUCUCAUCUCACAAGAGAACAGCCAGUGCAGAUCCGAAACAGCCGAGCCAGAUCAACUUCAGCCUCCCCUUCCUCGGCGGCCUUCGGUCUAAAAAUGACGUCUUGUCUCGCUCGAACGUCUGUAUCAACGGGAGCCACGUGUACCUGGAGCAGCCGGAAGCCAGGAGCGAGGCCAAGGACAGCAGCGCCUCGUCCUCGCCGUCCCCCCAGGGCUUCCGGAAGAAGCGUUUGUUCUCAUCCACUGAAAACCUGGCCUCCAGGCCGUGGAAGGAGCCUGGCGAUGGAGGCGGGGCGGCCGCCGACCGGUGGUUCUCUGAGUCCCCCGCCCCGGACUCUGGGAAGGCCAUGACCCUGCCGUCCUACCGACCGCAAGUCACUGGGAAUGCCCAGGAAGACAGGGCUCUGGCCAGCAUGGAGGCUGCAAGAGAAACCCAGGAGAGCAAGAAACAGGAGAGCAAGAAGGCCUCUUUGCUGUCUCUGGUGACGGGGAAGAAGGACGCAGUGAAGGGCGGUGAGGGCGAAAGCAAGGAGAAGGAGGGCAAGCCGGGGCCUACGGGGGGUGCUACGGCUACUGCCUCUGCUCAGGGCCACGCCCUGAACCUCUUUGAAGAUGUGCAGAUCACAGAAGCCGAAGCCGACCCAGAGUCCCAGGCUGGACCAAAGCCGCCCAUUCCCACGCCGAGGGCGCCCCAGACCAAGGCCGUCAAGCCCCGGCUGCAUCCUGUGAAGCCAAUGAACGCGACGGCCCCCAAGAGUGCCGCCAUCAUCAGUGAGAACUUGAUCAACGAAGCCAUGAUGAAGAAAUACAGCCCCUCGGACCCCGCGUCCGCCUACGCGCAGCUGACCCACGAUGAGCUGAUCCAGCUGGUCCUCAAGCAGAAGGAGACCAUAAGCAAGAAGGAGUUCCAGGUGCGCGAGCUGGAGGACUACAUCGACAACCUGCUGGUCAGGGUCAUGGAGGAGACGCCCAACAUCCUCCGCAUCCCCGCGCAGGCGCAGGCGGGCCGGAGGGCGGGCAAGCUGUGACCGGAGGCCCCGCCCCGCCGGCCUGAGGCCCCGCCCCCGUCCCCGCCCUGGCCGGCUCUGCCACCGGAAGCCGGGUUCCUUCUACUGUGCAUUCCUGGGGUUUUCGUCUUAAAUGCCACCGUGCCUUUAACUCGGCUGUAAAUGCUUUAUGCCCACCAGAGAUACGGUCAGCAGAUCUGAUCUGAGCCAGAGAGGCGUUGCUUGUGGGGUUUUCUUUCUUUAAUAUGGAGAUUUUUCUUUCUUUUUUUCCCCUAAUCUGUACCCUCCAGCCAUCGGAGUGAAAUCAGAGGGCCGCGCAGUUGGUGCUGUGUUCCCCCGACGACCUUUCUUGACGUUGGGGAUUUCGGCCGCAGAUGCUGAAAACCCUGAUCCCACAUCAGCCUUCCGAGCCACUCAGACUCGGGCCUUAUUUAUUUAUUUUUUUUAAACUGGAGCAGGAGAGCUGAGGGACCCCUCUGAGCGUGUCUGUUAGCACAAGCUGCCGCUGCCUUAAACCCCAGGUUCCCCUGCGCUCCCACUCUGGUGGGAGAGAGGUCCUGGACCCCUCUCUCUGCUGGAGCGGUAGAAAGCAGACCAGGGAUCAUCCCAGCAGCCGAGGGCGCGGCCCCAGUCCCCCUGCUCCCAAUAGAGGGGUCCCUGCUGGCUAGACCGGCCCAUUCCGUGCCUGGGGCAGGGUGAGGCAGUGCCCGGCACUUUCCACAGCAGCACUCUGGGUGGGUAGACUCCUGGGGGGCCGGGAUUCCCUGGCCACUUUUGCCUGUGCACCUCCCCCAGCUCGCAGGGAAGCCCACACCACUUCCUGGAGAGCGGGGUGGGGUGGGGGGAGCAGCAAUUUGAGGUUUAGUGCUGUGUGCAUCCGUUGGCAAAAGCCAGUUGCAAACCAGAUGUGCCUCGGCCUUAACCUGCUUUAAGGCACCGCGUUGAGAAGAGCAGGAAGAUGCUGUGUGGAUUCGCACUGCUGUAUUUAAAAAGCCAGGGUGACACACCACUUUUUAUAGGGUACUUGCUGCCUUAGCUCACAGCGCUGGUACAGAUUCCUCAGGAAAUUUCAGGAGAACGUGUGCCUGUCACCCAUCGGCUCUCCCGGUGGGGCUAGGCGCUCCAUCUGCUCUUGCUGUCUGUCUCGGGGGUGUGGAGGGAUUCCACAGGGCCACGGGCACGGGUGGGGUGGGACUGAUUGAAUCAGAAUCUCUCCCUUGCACUCUUGUCGGAUUGCAGUCAGGAGGCAGGCUGGUGGGUAGCAGAAACCGCAUUUCAGGAUUUCAGAGCACUUUAAUCUGCAGGAUGAAACCGUAACUUGAUUUGUCCAAUUCACUUUUAAGGAUCAGCAGCAAUGUCGUUUUAUUUAAUUGAAUUCUCUCCCGCAGUACUGGGGGCUGCUGUCAGCUUCUCGGAUGCCUUGUGCUUUUAUCGUGCUAUGAAACUUAUCUACAUGUCCACUAAAAAAAACAAACCAAAACCCUGUAUAGUCACUUGAACUCUGAAAAUGUAUGUUAUCUAUUUGUCCCAUGUUAUGUUUUUACUUGAUGUUAAAUGUAUUUGUACUGUGAUAACCCAAGUGUGCUGGAGGCGGGGUAGGGGCAGGUGCACUUAGACUGGCGUCUCUCCCCGCUGAAGGGCGGGCAUGGGCACCUGUGUGGUCCUGGAGGGGUGGUUUGUCCGGAAUCUUCUACCACCUGCCAGGGAGGUGACUUCCCCAUGUCUGAAAUGCCACUUGGGAACUCUGGAGAAUGAAGGCCAACUGACUUGAAGGGCGUCUGGCGGCGGCCACUUGGCGGAACUAAAGCUGGCUCGCCAAGUACCUCACCUGGAGGUUGUCCGGCUGAUGAUAACAAGUCCUUGAGCGCUCAGGAGGGGCGGGGUCGCCCGGGAAAGGCUUUGAGGAGGAGAGAGCCAGUGUGCCCUCAGCUGGGCCGAGCACCUGCAUGCCCCCCGCAUGAUGUGUUUGAGAGGUCCAGGGAAUGAGGCUCUGUGAGGUGCAGCCUGGCCCGCGUGGGAGCCUGUGGGGGGAGGGGGACGAGAGACACCUGCGCUCCGUGUUGAAGGUGAGAGGCACCUGAACUGGAUGACGCGGGAUCUUCCCCUCCUGGGCUCCCUGGGUCCCUUCACCCUGUCAGCCCUUUUGUUUUCUUUUAAGAACUACUGAUGGAUGAUCCCUUGGGGCUGGGGUGGGGCCCCGGCCUCCAGGUCUCUGUGUAUCCCGCAUGGAGCUAGGAAGUUGAGUCCCACCCCCCUCCUAGCUGAGGGCCCUACCCAGCGCUGGUAUCCAAGGGUGGGGAGUUAUUAUUUCCUGCCUUGUUACUUUGGGGAUUUUGGAUCUCUGAUUUUUACGUGUAAGAAGUCACCCAAAAUUUCCUACAACACUAAAUAAAAACAGUG
Lepus europaeus (European hare) is the source of this 4227-nucleotide messenger RNA. It is a transcript of the gene RAB11FIP1, whose product is annotated as RAB11 family interacting protein 1. Gene Ontology annotation, molecular function: small GTPase binding. Bases 7 to 1848 code for a protein of 613 amino acids. The record is from RefSeq and is a predicted model, not a curated record. Gene Ontology annotation, biological process: regulated exocytosis. Gene Ontology annotation, cellular component: intracellular membrane-bounded organelle. Lineage: Eukaryota; Metazoa; Chordata; Mammalia; Lagomorpha; Leporidae. The transcript is spliced from 5 exons.